CGGCGGGGCGAGGCGGGGCCGGGCCGGGCCGAGCCGCAGUGUCCGCCGGGGAGCAGCGGGGCUCGGAUCGCCGCGGGCACGGCCGAGGUGCGGGCACAGCCCAGAGGUCGUCAGUGAGAAGGGGAGAAAUGGCCAAAUCAACGCAGUUAAUUGACAAUGAAGUCUUCCGGGCUUAUGCUACUUACACAGCCAUUGUUCUUCUAAAGAUGAUGCUAAUGAGUCUGAUAACAGCAUACUUCAGGAUCACAAGGAAGGCAUUUGUCAACCCAGAAGAUACAGCAUCAUUUGGAAAAGGGGAGAGUGCUAAGAAAUUCCUGAGGACUGAUCCAGAUGUUGAACGUGUACGCAGAGGCCACCUGAAUGACCUGGAAAACAUUGUCCCGUUUGUUGGCAUUGGACUGGUGUACGCUCUGAGCGGCCCUGAGCUCUCCACGGCCCUGCUGCACUUCAGGAUCUUUGUAGGGGCUAGGAUCUUUCACACUUUUGCAUACUUGAUCCCUCUUCCCCAGCCUGGAAGAGGUUUGUCUUGGGCAGUUGGCUACUCAGUGACCUUCUCCAUGGCCUACAGAGUCCUGAAGACAGCGUGGCUCCUGUAGCAGAGCUGUAGCUUCCGUGUCCCCUUUGACAUUCCACACAAAGUUCCCAGCACUGUACCAUCAUGUCUUGAGUGAGCCAAUGAGUCUUCCAUCCUAACUGGAAUUCUUCUUUUCAAUGAAAGGUUUUUGUUCCUGUACAGAAGUGUUUCUUUUUUAGAGAUAAAAAAAAGAAUCCUUCUCCCUGUAUUCCCUGUGCAUGGGUUGCACUGCCAAACACUAGAUUGGAUGCUCCCUUUGUGAUUUGUCAAGUGCUUACAAUUCUAAACAUGCCAUGAUGCUGUAUUGAUAGAGUGUUUGAUAAUUUUCUACAGAUGCACUAUUUUUGGCUGUAGCUCUGAAGUCUAAAUCAAUAAAGACAAGAUUAAAAAAAA
Molecule: messenger RNA, 967 nt
Organism: Camarhynchus parvulus
Lineage: Eukaryota; Metazoa; Chordata; Aves; Passeriformes; Thraupidae
Gene: MGST1
Product: microsomal glutathione S-transferase 1
Exons: 4
Coding region: 129-596 (155 amino acids)
Cellular component (GO): membrane; mitochondrion
Molecular function (GO): glutathione transferase activity
Source: RefSeq, a predicted model, not a curated record